Molecule: messenger RNA, 1340 nt
Organism: Numida meleagris (helmeted guineafowl)
Lineage: Eukaryota; Metazoa; Chordata; Aves; Galliformes; Numididae
Product: AP-3 complex subunit sigma-2
Exons: 6
Coding region: 171-1049 (292 amino acids)
Biological process (GO): intracellular protein transport; Golgi to vacuole transport
Cellular component (GO): intracellular membrane-bounded organelle; AP-3 adaptor complex; membrane coat
Source: RefSeq, a predicted model, not a curated record
AUUUGGACGCGAGGCCCCGAGCAGUCUCAGCCAAUCGGAGCUUCAGGGCAGGAUCCCCGCGGCCGUCCGGCAGCCCCGACCGGCGGCGACGCGCGCACCGCUCGUUCCGCAGCCUCCCAGCCGCAGCCAAUCAGAGCGCGCGGACGCGAUCCCUGCCGCAGCCUCAGCCAAUGGCGAUUGGGGGUCGUGACACCUGCAGCCAAUCAGCGCGCCGGGCCAGGAGUCCUCGUGCAGCCAUUGGCGUCCCCCGGCCGCGUGCGUGUGUGCGUGCGUGUCCCGCCGCGCAGCCCCGCCCCUCCCGGUACCGGCGCGCCGUGGCUGUGGCGCCCCCUGGCGGCGCGGGCGGGAGCAGCGGCCGUGCGGUCCCGGAGCUCCGCCGCGUUUCCGGGGUGGGCGGGGGGCUUCCUGGGGGGGACGAGGCCGCCGGUCCCCGGUUCCGGUUCCGGCCGUGUCGUGCAGCCGCCGGGAUGAUCAACGCCAUCCUGGUGUUCAACAACCACGGCAAGCCGCGGCUCGUCCGCUUCUACCGGCACCUGGCGGAGGAGGCCCAGCAGCAGAUCCUCCGCGACACCUUCCACCUGGUGCUGCGGCGCGACGAGCACGUCUGCAACUUCCUGGAGUGCGGCAGCCUGUUCGGCAGCCCCGACUGCAAGCUGAUCUACCGGCACUAUGCCACGCUGUACUUCGUGUUCUGCGUGGACUCUUCCGAGAGCGAGCUGGGCAUCCUGGACCUCAUCCAGGUGUUCGUGGAGACACUGGACAAGUGUUUUGAGAAUGUCUGUGAGCUGGACCUCAUCUUCCACAUGGACAAGGUGCACUACAUCCUGCAGGAGGUGGUGAUGGGAGGAAUGGUGCUGGAGACCAACAUGAACGAGAUCGUGGCUCAGGCAGAGGCGCAGAGCAAACUGGAGAAGGCGGAGGGGGGGCUCUCGGCCGCGCCAUCCCGCGCUGUCUCAGCCGUGAAGAACAUCAACCUGCCGGAGAUCCCGCGCAACAUCAACAUCGGGGACAUCAACAUCAAAGUGCCCAACCUGUCACAGUUCAUGUGAGUGUCCCGGCGCAGGGGGCCGGGUCUGGGGCUGACUCCUCUUGGGAUUCCUCGGUGCAGAAAUGUGGCUGUGGCGGAGCCGUGGUGGUGCUGCUCCUCCAUCCUCCUGGUGCGGGUCUCUCGGUGCCCUCCUGCCCACCCCGCUCCUGCUGGGGCCGUGCGAGGCUGGCACUGGUGUCACGGGGCAGGGCAGCGGGGUGUGAGCUGCUGGGAGCUGCCGGCAUGCCCUGCUGUGCCAGGAACACGUGUAUGUGAGCAUGUCCUUCUCCGAAUAAACCACUGUGUGAACCUG